GUUGGCAAGGCGAUGUCAUGUCAUCUUCUCAAAUGAAAAAUGGCGUGUGUUGUGUUGAGAAAUUAAAAUAAACAUACAUCGUGAUUUAACUUGGAAAAUAGUAAACUUUAAAGUGUUUUUAAUUUUUUAAUUCUACACAUAAAGUAGAGUUAAAGCGUGGUCCGAUGAGUGUAUCGACCGAUGUCUGCCGUGGCUCCCACUAUCCCCGGGGUUGACCCAGCAAAGGAAAUACAAAAGCGUCGCGCUGGUAGUAUUGGAUCCGAUGACGACGACGCAAGUGGUGGAAAAUACACAAGGAUGGAGGAGGAUAAUAUUCAAGACAAAGAGAGAUUCGCAAGUCGCGAAAACCAUUGUGAGAUUGAACGCCGUAGAAGAAACAAGAUGACAGCUUACAUUACGGAACUGUCUGAUAUGGUUCCAACAUGCUCCGCUCUAGCACGGAAGCCCGACAAGCUAACCAUACUGCGUAUGGCAGUAGCACAUAUGAAAGCUUUAAGAGGUACUGGAAAUACUUCUACAGACGGUACAUAUAAACCAUCAUUUUUGACUGAUCAAGAGCUAAAACAUUUAAUUCUUGAAGCCGCUGACGGCUUUUUAUUUGUUGUAUCAUGUGAUACAGGCCGUAUUAUAUACGUUAGUGAUAGUAUAGCUCCUGUGCUUAAUUAUUCCCAGGGUGAAUGGUACUCCUCAUGUUUGUAUGAUCAAGUGCAUCCAGAUGAUGUCGAAAAGGUACGAGAACAAUUGAGCACUCAGGAACCCCAAAAUACCGGGCGUAUAUUAGAUCUUAAAACUGGAACUGUGAAGAAAGAAGGGCAUCAAUCGUCCAUGCGUCAAGUGAUGGGCUCGCGGCGCGGCUUCAUCUGCCGCAUGCGCGUGGGCGGCGCGGCGGAGAGCGCGCACCUGGGCCGCCUGCGGGCGCGCAACUCGCUCGGCCCGUCGCACGACGGACACAACUACGCGGUCGUGCACUGCACCGGGUACAUUAAGAACUGGCCGCCGACAGAUCUGUUUCCAGGUAUGCAGAUGGAUCGCCCCGUUGAAGAUGAACUUCACGCGUCUCAUUGUUGUCUAGUGGCUAUUGGAAGAUUGCAGGUGACGUCUACGCCGAACGCGUCGGAGAGCAGCCUGUGCAGCGGCGGCGUGGAGUUCGUGUCGCGGCACUCGGUGGACGGGCGCUUCACGUUCGCGGACCAGCGCGCCGCGCAGGUGGUCGGCUACGCGCCCGCCGACCUGCUCGGCAAGCUCUGCUACGAGUUCUACCACCCGGAGGACCAGCAGCACAUGAGGGAUAACUUCGACCAAGUUUUAAAAUUAAAAGGACAAAUAAUCUCACUGAUGUAUCGGUUUCGGACAAAGAGCAGAGAAUGGGUCUGGCUGAGAACAUCUGCAUUUGCAUUCUUGAAUCCAUAUAAUGAUGACGUUGAGUACAUUGUGUGUACAAACACUUUGGCAAACCGCUCGCUGGGCAGCACGACGGGCGAGAGCGUGUCGGAGGAGAGCUACGACUACCACCUGCGGCAGCGCGACGUGUACCAGGCGCCGCCGCCCGCCAUGCACCAGCAGCACCAUGCGCCCACAGGUCUUCAUACAGCGUUCGAAAAUACAGGUGGUGCGGGCGUUGGCACGCGGUCGCCGGUGGAGGGCGUGGGCGGUGCUGCCAACGCGGCGGCCGGCGCCACGUACGCGGCGCACUACGCGCCCGAGUACUCGCCGCACAGACCCGCCAACACGCCGCCUCAUACCACGUGGACCACGCUCCGACCGAGCGGCAGCGCGGGCGCAGGCGCGGGCGCGGGCCCGGCGGAGGGGUACGCGUACGGCGGCGAGGCGGCGGGCGCGGCGGCCGCCAGCCCCGCGCGCUCGCCGCCCGCGCCGCCCUACCUGCCGCCCGCGCACUACCACCACAACCACCACCAUCCCACGCACGCAGGUAUGUGGGCGUGGCAAGGCGGCGCGGCGGGUGCGGGCGCGGGCGCGGCGGGCCCGGCGGCGGAGGGCGCGCACGCACCGCACGAGCUCUCCGAGAUGCUGCAGAUCCUCGACCAGAGCGGAUCCGCUACCUUCGAGGACCUCAACAUCAACAUGUUCAACUCCAACUUCGAAUAACGCCCGCCCGACGCGACCGCCACUAACACCGCAUCUUACGACUGCUAAUCUGUAAAAGUGCGCGAAUUGCUACAGAGGAAAUAUCACGUCAAGUGGUAGUUCAAUGCAAAUUAGCUCUGAAUUACAAACAGUUAACUGAAGAAGAGACGGAGGAACGGAAUCUUAUCGUAUGCAGUGUCGUUUCACUGUGUGGUCGUGGUGGUCUGUGCAGAGAUCAACCUGUAUACAAUGUAUAGCUCGGUUAAGCUAAUUAUAAAUACCUUUUGGUUUUAGUGCAACGAAAUUACAGCAAUCUAUUUUAAUCAAUUGAAUAUAUUUAUAUUGUAAUGAUAAUUAUAUUCUUUUGUGAAUGUUUUAUUUUAAUUUUUAUUUUAUAACCAUUAUAGUGAGUAACGAUACAGUGUUUUUAUACUAUCAAAAGUUAUAAACAAAACUUUAUUUUAUGCAGACAAUGAAAUAAUAAUUAUGCGGUGACCAAAUUUUUAUGGUAACCUAAUUUUAAAUAAAGUAAUUCUUAUGUAUUUUAAAAUAAUAUAAGGUUUGUAAUUAUCUGUAAAGAUAUACGAAAUGUUUGAAAUUAGUACCACAAGAUUUGUGAAUUGUGCGUGCAAGAGUAUGGAGUACAACACAUACUUUUGAUCUUGAACAAUAAGUACAAUUAAAUACUUUGUAUACAGAUAUUGCGAGCGUAUCUAUCUCAUUAGAAUUAUAGUUUUCAUCACCUCACUUAUUACUAAAUGUAUUACCUGUCUCUAUAGAAAGUACUCAUUUACUUGGCAUACGAUCACUAAAGAUCAUCGCCAAAGUCUUUUGACUCGUGUGUAAUAUGCGUCUCGGAAUAUCAACUGUAUAUAAACUAUUUUUCUAGUAUUUUCAUUCACCAAAACUUAGGUAUUAUAACUUAAAUUUGUUAGUAACAACCAUGUAUUUUAAUAUUAUUUGCAUUCCAAUUUCCAGGUAGUGACGUGUGAUGAUAUUGUUAUAUUUGCUAAAUAUGUAAAAUAAACCAUAAUUACAAACCCGCUAACAUUGCUGUAAGUGCAUUUGUUAAUGAAGGUUAACAACUUAAAAUUCAUAUUGGUUUAAUUUUAGUGAGUACUUACAGUGCUCCAUUAAAUGUUUAUAUAACAGUGGCAAGAUAAGAUUUCUAAUAUUAUAGUCCUACCUGUUUAAGGUUUAAAAUGGACCUUGCUGUUUGACCCUUGGUGUAAUGCUAGGAUUUAUAUUUUAUUUUACUUAAAUAAAAUGAAUAGUACAGUAUUUUUAGGUUAUCUUAUUUUUAUUAUAUUUGUAAACAUAGGUUUUAUAAGUGUUACUGGCCUUUAAUUAAAAAGUUAUGAAUUCA
This is a messenger RNA of Colias croceus (clouded yellow), 3451 nucleotides long. It is a transcript of the gene tgo, whose product is annotated as aryl hydrocarbon receptor nuclear translocator homolog. The record is from RefSeq and is a predicted model, not a curated record. Bases 181 to 2106 code for a protein of 641 amino acids. Lineage: Eukaryota; Metazoa; Arthropoda; Insecta; Lepidoptera; Pieridae. Gene Ontology annotation, molecular function: DNA-binding transcription factor activity, RNA polymerase II-specific; RNA polymerase II cis-regulatory region sequence-specific DNA binding; protein dimerization activity. The transcript is spliced from 14 exons. Gene Ontology annotation, cellular component: nucleus; cytoplasm; aryl hydrocarbon receptor complex. Gene Ontology annotation, biological process: regulation of transcription by RNA polymerase II.